Messenger RNA from Mycena indigotica, 1791 nucleotides. RefSeq names its product Chitin synthase regulatory factor 3. Gene Ontology annotation, molecular function: protein binding. Bases 1 to 1791 code for a protein of 596 amino acids. The record is from RefSeq and is a predicted model, not a curated record. The transcript has 2 exons. NCBI's taxonomy places the organism in Eukaryota, Fungi, Basidiomycota, Agaricomycetes, Agaricales, Mycenaceae.
AUGACGGCGGAGCCACCGAGAUACGAUCCUGUUGAUGCGUUUUCUACAUUACGGAUCGACGAUUCAGAGCCAGUUCUAAGGGCUCCUUCUCGCGGACCCCCCCUUCCCAGAACACCUCGACAUGCUCACACUGUACCUGCAACUCAACAAGAAUAUGCGGCGUAUGAACCUCAGCAGCAAUAUGUUCAGCCAAAUAACGAAGCGUAUCACGCCCAGCCAUACGACCCCCACCAACAGUCAUAUGAUGGCCAGAGCUACAUUUCGCAGGAUUCCUAUGAGACGGCCUACGAACCUUCCUAUGAAUCGCCAGUAUCGUAUGGCCCCCCACAACACCAACAGUGGCAGCCUGCUCCCCAGCAAUUUAAUCCAUUAUAUGCUGCUGCAUCGAAUGUGCUAGGAAUGGGUCCUCCACCGGGCACCCAACAGCCAUAUCAACCUCAACAACCACCACCACCAGGCCCAUAUACCCACUACGCACCGAGCCAAUCAUCACUUUCUUCCUCACGAUCAGCCCCAUACCCUCCGUCGACUUACUCGGGCAACUCUUCUUACGCACUCCCCCCUUCCAACUACCAGCCAGAACCUUCGGAAUUCGACCUCCGUCCCCCGCUCAAUCGUGCUGGGACUACAUUCAGUGCUACGCCAACUUCGGUAAAGAGCAAAGCGGUCGAUUUGAGUGCACCGCCAUAUACCAAGGAAUACAUCGACCAAUACCGUCAGCGCAUCAAGGCUGACCCCGAUCCAGAGGCUCAUUUCCUCUACGCCAAAUAUCUCGUUGAUGCCGCCAAACAUAUCCGCAUGAACUCCAAAGAUCAGCGCUCCGCCAAAAAGUACACAGAGGUGCUUGUCCAAGAGGCCCUCAAAGUCAUUCGUCGACUAGCUACCCAAGGAGACGCUUAUGAUGAAGCACAAUUCUACCUGGCAAAUUGCUAUGGAACGGGUGCUCUUGGGCUCCAAGUCGACCAUGAACGUGCCUACCAUCUCUAUCUACAAGCUGCCAAACAAAAUCACGCUGCAUCUUCCUACCGUGUUGCCGUCUGUAACGAGAUUGGCGCGGGGACUCGCAAGGAACCGUCACGUGCCGCGUCUUUUUAUCGAAAAGCCGCAUCGCUGGGCGACACGCCGGCCAUGUACAAGCUUGGAAUGAUUCUACUUCAUGGGUCAUUGGGAGAACCGAAGAAUCCUCGAGAAGCGAUCAAUUGGCUGCGACGAGCAGCGGAGCAGGCUGACGAGGAAAACCCACACGCACUUCAUGAGCUUGCCUUGCUGCAUGAGCUCGGAGAAUAUGUGCCCAUGGACGUUAUGGCUUCGAAAAACUUGCUGACGCGGGCGGCUCAUCUCGGCUACACACAGUCGCAGUUCAAACUCGGCCAAUGCUAUGAAUACGGCAAUUUAGGUUGCCCAAUCGAUCCUCGACGCUCAAUUGCAUGGUACACCAAGGCGGCAGAGAAAGGCGAUCCAGAAGCUGAGCUGGCCUUGAGUGGGUGGUAUUUGACUGGAAGCGAGAACGUGCUCAAACAGAGCGACUCUGAGGCUUAUUUAUGGGCCCGUCGUGCUGCCAAUAAGGGUCUCAGUAAAGCUGAAUAUGCUGUUGGUUAUUACGCAGAGGUGGGGAUUGGUAUCAAGCAGGAUAUUGAAUUUGCCAAGCGAUGGUACAUGCGGGCAGCAGCUCAGGGAAACAAACGGGCCAUGAAUCGACUGACGGAGAUGAAGCGAAUGGGCAACAAGCGGAUGACUGGUGCGCGUCCAACUCGACAGCAGGCCAACAAGGAGGACUGCGUAAUAUCAUAG